GAUACUUGGAUUGUCACAGGUCUUAUUUCGAACGAGAUUACAACCACUAUUAGUUUUAUUUCAACGCUGGAGGACCUUUGUUUCAAAAAUAAAAUAAAUUUCCAAGAAACAACAACAACAGCAGGAACAACAAUAACACAAUGAUGUUCAGAGCUUACAUCGUGUAUGUGAUCGUAUACCUGUUAAUUGGUGGCAACCAAUGCAUGAAUUCAGCCAACAAGCAGUCAGCAACAAAACAACAGGCAACAAGACAGAAUUCCCAAGGAAGUUUAGUACGACAAAAUUCUCAAUCAAAUUCACAAAAACAGGAACAGUCUAAGCCUGUACAACAAAAUGCUCAAGCAAGUUUACCAAAACCGGACCCUAAUGCAGGACAACAAAAUAUUCCAGCAAGUUCAUCAAAAAAGGAGUCUAAGGCGGACAUCUUUGCAAGGAAAGCCCUUGACACUAUGAAAGAAGUGGAUGCCAGGUUUCAAAUCGGUAGUUGUAUCACUAAAGCUAGAGAAAAAGCAGGAAGUCUCGGGUACAUCAACGGUGCAAGUCAUUUCGCCAUAUCAUGGAUCAGCAUGUAUUCAAGAUAUUGCCCCAUCAAUUUGGCUUUGCUUGAAGAUAAAGAUGUCAACAAUUUUCCUUUUUGUCUGAACAAAGAGCUUCGCUGUAUGUACCACACUGGGAGAAAUAGCCAAAUACAAGCAGUGUUUCAGGGAGCUGCGAAUAUCAUUGACAUGUCAAUACGAUUCGAAGGUACUAAACAAUACAAAAUGGUUUAUCGCGGUAUGACGUUCAAUCCAUAUGCUGGACAAACUGCUUUUGUAGAGGAAGGCUUCUUUAGUGCAAGUAUAAGCAAGGACAUUGCGUUGGGCUUUGCAAAAGGGAAAAUACUGAUGAUAGUGGAACGAAUGUAUGGUCUCUACAUUGCUGACUACGCGGAGGACAGGUUCAGCCGACAGAAGGAAGUAUUGGGUUUGAAAAAUAGCUAUUUUGAAGUUACCGACCGUAUCACCGACAGUGCUGAAAUAGAUAAACUGUUCCCUAACUUGAAACAUUAUCUAAAGAAGCCAACUGAAGUGAUCUACGUGUACCAAAAAAGUAAUGCUAACGUCGAUGGUGUCCUCAACAUUCAGCAUCAACAGUCGUUGCAAUAUUGUGAACCGUAACGAAUGUAAACUUUAUCAUUCAAUACUCUUUUAGCAUCCGAUUACCCACGUUGACUUAUAUAAAUUCAUACUUCUUGCUUUAGCAUCAUCAACUAUCAUUCUUUAAUAAUAUUUUUAUCUUUUUAUAUUGUACUUAUUUGAAUAACUAUGGUUUAUAUUUUAUCGUAGGAAUGAAAUAAACGUUGGUUAAACUGA
Molecule: messenger RNA, 1352 nt
Organism: Mya arenaria
Lineage: Eukaryota; Metazoa; Mollusca; Bivalvia; Myida; Myidae
Exons: 5
Coding region: 141-1157 (338 amino acids)
Source: RefSeq, a predicted model, not a curated record